AGAGAGAGAGAGAGGGAGAGAGGGAGAGAGGGAGAGGAUCCAGUGGGAUAAAUCAGGUGAUUAAGCAAGACUUGAAAUAAAAACAAGACAAGAGCAAGAGACAACCUCCUACAAGCUUAGCCUUAAAAUGAAUUCGGACUCCAGCUCCUCCAGCAGAGCCUCCUCUCCAGACAUGGAUGGGAUGUACCUCCGCGAUCACCUCCAUCCUCAGGACGGACGCCUGAACUCGGUGUCUUCCACGCAGAGCGAGCUGCUCCAGAAGAUGACGGGCGAGCACGCGACCAAAACGCCCUCCGGCAGCAAGUACAAGCUCAAGAAGCAGGUGACCGAGCAGGAGAUCCAGCACCUGCGCUUGAAGAUCAACGGCCGAGAGCGCAAGCGCAUGCACGACCUGAACCUGGCGAUGGACGGGCUCCGAGAGGUCAUGCCGUACGCGCACGGGCCGUCGGUGCGCAAGCUGUCCAAGAUCGCCACGCUUCUGCUGGCCAGAAACUACAUCCUGAUGCUGACGAGCUCGCUGGACGAGAUGAAGCGGCUGGUGGGUGAGAUCUACGGCGGCCACCACUCGGCGUUUCACUGCGGGUCGGUGAGCCACGGCGGCGCGCACUCGGCGCAUCCUCUCCUCGGGAGCGCGCUGACCUCGUCCACCUCCUCGACGCUUUCCACCGCUUUACCGGGACUUACCUCCAUCAGGGCGCCGCACUCUUUGAUGAAGAGCACCCCUGCACCUCCGCUGCAGCUCGGGGGCUCGUUCCAGCACUGGGCGGGCUUGCCGUGCCCCUGCACGAUUUGCCAGGUGCCACAGCCUCCCCACCUGCCCAUCACCUCCACGGGACUGACGAGGCUUUCCACAGAGAACAAGGACACGAUGAAGUGAACGUCACGGUGUAAACAGUGAACGGACUGGACUUUGCAUGAUAUGUUUGUCUGUCUGUCGGUUUGUUUGUUUGUUUGUUUGUUUUAGCCCUUACAAAUACUCAACUUCGUCCUUGUAACAAGGAUGUCGUCGAUUGGUGUGUAAGGUAAACUUCUUUAUCGUUAUGGAGCA
Carassius carassius (crucian carp) is the source of this 1048-nucleotide messenger RNA. RefSeq names its product oligodendrocyte transcription factor 3-like. Gene Ontology annotation, molecular function: protein dimerization activity. Bases 128 to 877 code for a protein of 249 amino acids. The record is from RefSeq and is a predicted model, not a curated record. The transcript has a single exon. Lineage: Eukaryota; Metazoa; Chordata; Actinopteri; Cypriniformes; Cyprinidae.